AUCGUCCUUCUAGUCGAUCGUGGAGAUUGUUACUUCACUCUCAAGGCGUGGAAUGCCCAAAAAGCCGGAGCAGCGGCAAUUCUGGUUGCUGAUGACAGGGUUGAGCCUUUGAUCACUAUGGAUACCCCAGAGGAAGAGGAUUCAAGUGCAGAUUAUCUACAAAAGAUAACCAUUCCAUCUGCACUUAUUAGCAAGUCCCUUGGGGAUAAAAUAAAAAAGAAACACUCUAAAGCAAAAGAAAUGGUCGUCAUAAGUCUUGAUUGGAGAGAAUCUCUUCCACAUCCUGAUGAGAGAGUUGAGUAUGAGUUCUGGACAAACAGUAACGACGAAUGCGGGCCCAAGUGCAGUAGCCAGAUAGGAUUCAUCAAAGAUUUCAAAGGAGCUGCCCAGAUACUUGAGCAGAAAGGAUAUACUCAGUUCACUCCACAUUACAUAACUUGGUUCUGCCCGGAGGCUUUUGUUUUGAGCAAACAGUGCAAAUCUCAGUGUAUCAACCAUGGGAGAUACUGUGCACCAGAUCCAGAGCAAGACUUUAGUCAGGGUUAUGAUGGGAAAGAUGUUGUUUUGCAAAAUUUGCGCCAAGCUUGCUUCUUUAAGGUGGCUAAUGAAAGUGGAAGGCCAUGGCUUUGGUGGGAUUAUGUUACGGAUUUUUCUGUCCGUUGUCCAAUGAAAUAUAAGAAGUACACCAAAGAGUGUGCCGAUCAAGUAAUGCGAUCACUUGGCAUUGAUCUUAAACAGAUAGAAGAUUGUGUUGGGGAUCCUGAGGAAGAUACUGAGAACCCUGUUCUAAAGUCAGAACAGGAAGCACAGAUUGGCAGAGGUUCUCGUGGAGAUGUUACUAUGUUGCCUACUAUUGUUUUAAACAACAGACAGUAUAGAGGGAAGUUGGACAGAGGAGCCGUUCUUAAGGCUAUUUGCUCGGGAUUUGAGGAGACAACAGAGCCGUCAAUUUGCUUAACUGAUGAUAUACAAACAAAUGAGUGCUUAGUGAACAAUGGUGGAUGCUGGGAGGAUAAAGAUGCUAAUAUUACAGCAUGCAGGGACACUUUCCGUGGGCGGGUGUGCGGCUGUCCCACUGUGCAAGGUGUGGAAUUUGUUGGUGAUGGUUACACUCAUUGUGAAGCACCUGGAGCACUGCGAUGUCGACUUAAUAAUGGGGGUUGUUGGAAGCAAACGAGGGAUGGUCUAACAUAUUCUGCUUGCAAUGAGGACCGCACAAAGGGUUGCCUCUGUCCUCCAGGUUUCAAAGGUGAUGGGGUUAGUACUUGUGAAGAUAUUGAUGAAUGCAAGGAGAAAACAGUGUGUCAAUGCCCUGAAUGUAAAUGCAAGAACACAUGGGGAGGCUAUGAAUGCAAUUGUCGUGGUAGUCUGUUAUACAUGAUUGAGCAUGACACAUGUAUAAGUAAAGCUGCAUAUACCGAGAUUAGCUGGGGUUCCGUUUGGGUCAUCAUACUUGGAGUGGCUGCUGCGGGACUUGCAGGAUAUGCUGUGUACAAGUACAGAAUCCAGAGGUACAUGGAUUCAGAGAUUCGUGCCAUCAUGGCGCAGUACAUGCCCUUAGACAAUCAAGGGGAGGUCCCCAACCACAUUGUCUCUCAGGGAAACUUCUGAGUAUCAAGCUCCUCCUGUCGCAGCUGAAUGGUGGCCCACACGGUGGUGUUACUUGGUGGUGUAAAGAGACAUGUCCUCCGUUGCUGAUCCAGAACCAAACCCUCUCUUUUUAAGCUCAAGGUCCAUCCUCCUUUUAGCAGCAGAUAUGCCACUGCCUUCUUGGAUAAAAUGUUCCAUUUAAUGGACAAAAGAUGUCUACGCAUGUAUAUGUAUGUAAUCCGUAGGACAUCCAUUAAGCUCCAGUAAGCUAGGUAGAUAGGAAAUUUGCGUGUAUGAUGUCUUCUCUUUAGACAAAAUACGGGGAUAUCCCAGAAGAAACUCCAAUAAUAAGAUUAAUUGUAACAUAUUUUGCCAAGAUUUUGCCCCCCUCCUAAAAAUAGGACUUACUAAACCUAGGACAGAAGUAAUCCAAAUUUUACUAUAAAACAAUUAUAUGGCCAUAUGGCGAUGUAUAUGGCCAUAUAUACGGCCAUGUCACCAUAUGUAUAUACUAUUCAUGGUUCAC
Cuscuta epithymum is the source of this 2116-nucleotide messenger RNA. NCBI's taxonomy places the organism in Eukaryota, Viridiplantae, Streptophyta, Magnoliopsida, Solanales, Convolvulaceae. The record is from the annotation of a GenBank genome assembly.